AUGUUAUUUACGUCACAUUCUGCGUUCUCUCAUCUGUCUUCGAUUCGUUCGAAAUAAGUUAUCGUGAAUUUUCUACGCUGUCUUUCGUUAUAACAACGUUAUUAAUUUUCUUUCUUAUUUAUUAAUUUAUCUUUCUUAUCGUAUAAAAAUCAUAAGUCUUAACGAUGACUAACAUUGUUAAAAGAAACGAUGAAGUUCUCGUAUUGUUAGGCGAAGAGGUUACUUCCGAUGGAUUAUCUGAUUUUAUUGCAAAGAUUAAAACUCUUGUCGGAAAGGUUGAUCAAGUGUCAAUUAUCAACUUAAAGGAAUUAAAAAAGUGUAGCUAUAACAGAUCUUCUAUCGAUGUGAUUUUAUUCGUUCUUAAACAAUCGUCUUUAAAUGAUAAUGAAGUACUCGUAGAAUUGUUAAAAUUAUUAAAACAAAGUGGUAAACUAGUAAUCUAUGAGUCGCUUUUAUUAGAAAAAAAAUCAGAGAACAGCUUUACUUUUAAGGAAAGAUUAUCUAGAUUAAAGCUCGCUGGUUUUCUUAUAAAUGAUACAAAUCCUAGAAAAGUAAACAAAGAAACUGAAGAACUUUUAUCUAAGAUAUUUGAAAAUGUUGCCGACACGUACGAGAUAAUAGCACAGAAACCAUCUUUUGAGAUUGGAUCUAGCGUGGCUCUAAAUUUAAAACAAAAACAAAGUAAUAUAUGGAAAUUAGAUAAUGCCGUUGAAGAUGACUUGAUAGAUGAGGAUGAACUUUUAGAUGAAGAUGAUAUUGUCAAACCUGAUAUCACCAGUUUAAAAGUAUGUGGUACAACAGGUAAAAGAAAAGCAUGUAAAGAUUGUACAUGUGGAUUAGCGGAGGAGUUAAAUGGUAAACCAGAAGAACAAGGAAUUCAAAAAUCAUCGUGCGGAAAUUGUUAUCUAGGUGAUGCUUUUCGUUGCGCAAGUUGUCCUUAUCUUGGUAUGCCAGCAUUUAAACCUGGAGAGAAAAUUGUUUUACCUGAAAGUCAGCUAAUUGCUGAUGCAUAAUAUAAUUUAUUUUAUGAUAUUUUUUAAUUGCUAUAGAAGUAAUAAAUUUAUCUGCGUGUUAAACAUUUCAGGUCAUUGGUAUAGUAUACUUGAUUGGUGGUUAUAGUAUACUUAAACAUUAGUUUCUCUUUCUAGUUCAUAUUUAAUAAGAAAAUCUAUAAAAAUAAAGGAAAAUUAUUUUCUGUGGAAAAGGAGAAAUAUAAAUAAAAAAUAAUCAACGAUCCUUAA
Messenger RNA from Vespula vulgaris, 1241 nucleotides. RefSeq names its product anamorsin homolog (gene CIAPIN1). The coding region runs from base 165 to 1013 and encodes 282 amino acids. The transcript has 5 exons. Gene Ontology annotation, cellular component: cytoplasm. Gene Ontology annotation, biological process: iron-sulfur cluster assembly. The record is from RefSeq and is a predicted model, not a curated record. Gene Ontology annotation, molecular function: iron-sulfur cluster binding. NCBI's taxonomy places the organism in Eukaryota, Metazoa, Arthropoda, Insecta, Hymenoptera, Vespidae.